Spirometra erinaceieuropaei is the source of this 585-nucleotide messenger RNA. Lineage: Eukaryota; Metazoa; Platyhelminthes; Cestoda; Diphyllobothriidea; Diphyllobothriidae. The record is from the annotation of a GenBank genome assembly.
AUGCGUAUUCGCCUACAGUCUCGCAGGAGACCACAAGGUAAGCGACCCCCAGGUAAGCUGAAUGUUGCUUUGUUGUCUUUGCCUGCUCACCGUCUUCAUUUCAGAAAUGAGCUAGCUCAAAGGCUAGACAACCUUCCAAUCGCUGCCGCCGACGACGCCGCCGCCGCUGCCGAGAACGCCUCCGUGGAGAACCGCUGGUGUCAACUGCGAGACACGGUCCAGUCGACGGCGCUCGCCGCCCAUGGUCGCGCUCCCCGUCAACACCAGGACUGGUUCGACGACAACGACGCCGCCACCAGAAAUCUGCUUGCUGAGAAGAACCGCCUACACAAAGCCUACGUAGAUCACCCCACUGAUGCCACCAAAGCUGCCUUCUACCGUAGUCGCCGCCAACUUCAGCAACGUCUGCGCGAGAUGCAGGACGCCUGGACUGCUCGCAAAACUGAGGAGCUCCAAGGCUACGCGGACUGGAACGAAUGGAAGAACUUCUUCUCCGCGAUCAAAGCUGUCUACGGUCCGCCGACGAGGGGCACUGCUCCUCUCCUCAGCGCGGACGGCAGCACUCUCCUGACUGAGAAGACGUAA